Monomorium pharaonis (pharaoh ant) is the source of this 1233-nucleotide messenger RNA. RefSeq names its product peroxynitrite isomerase THAP4-like. The coding region runs from base 885 to 1172 and encodes 95 amino acids. Lineage: Eukaryota; Metazoa; Arthropoda; Insecta; Hymenoptera; Formicidae. The transcript is spliced from 3 exons. The record is from RefSeq and is a predicted model, not a curated record. Gene Ontology annotation, molecular function: sequence-specific DNA binding.
UACAUCAAAUUAUUAUUAUAAAAUUUAUUGUAUUGCAAUGUUGCUAUAAUAUACCAUUGCCGUUUUUAAUGAAGUGAAUAUUUUAUUUUUGUUGCAGUCUAAAAACAAUGAUGUAUUUUUGCAGAAUAAUUGCAAAAUAUUGCACCAUAUGGUGGAAUAAGGAUCAUGAUGGUGGAAUAAGGGCAAUGUUAAAAAAAACAUCGAUUAUGAAAUAAUCGGUUAUUCAAAUGAUCGAUUCUACACAAUACAUUAUUUUUUAACAGACUAAAAAAAUAAUCGAUUGUUUUGCAAAAAGAUAAAAAAAUCGACUGUUAGUUAAUUUUUUUAACAGUAAUUAUAAUGCUAGUCAGAUAAUAAACGGUUCUCACGAACCCCAUGCAUUCAUUUCAUUUGGAUUUUAAUAUGGAAUAUCGGUGCAGGGUAGAAAGUGCAGUGCUCCACUGCACUUUCUACCCUGGCGAAAAAGUCGCCUUCAAAUUUUAACUAUCCGAAUCCUAUGUUUCGAGGUUUUAGGACAAUAUACAUUUAUUAAUGUUAUUAAUUUACUUGUUUAUAAAAAUGAAAAUAUGUAGAUCACGUCAAUUAAAUAUACAUCGGAUAAUGAUCAAAAUUACGAAUUUAUCACAUUCUCUUGCAGUAUCUUUGCCUUGGAUGUAUGUCACGUCAUUGUUAUAUGUCCGGAAUAAACCUGAAAUACAAAAAAAAAAAGAAAUUUAAAUUUCAUAUAUAUUAGGGAAUAUACUAAAUACAUAAUAAAAACAUUUAUAAUUACGCUGAAACAGCUGACCUGAAAGACCAUCGCAAUAACCAGAGAGAAGGCUAAGAGACGACAUGGCCCGGUUUUAGGUGAUCCUCUAGAGACCUUGAAAGGGGAGACUGGCAAAAUGACAGGCUGUUGCAUUUUGGACUGCAACAAUAAAGGUGAGGAAGGCUAUGUCAUGAAGCGCUUUCCAAUAAAUCCCCUGUUAAAAAAAAUAUGGUUGGAGACUAUUAGAAGAAAAAAAUGGAAACCGAAACAGUAUUCAGCUGUUUGUGAGGUGCAUUUCGCAAAAAAAAUGUGGGAAAAGCCUCGACAAGAUGGGAAAAAAAAAUUGAAGACACAAGCAGUGCCAACAAUUUUCGGGAGCGUCUCAGAUGCGCACAGUAAUAAACGAACACAGCAGGCUGAGUGAAACGGACACAAACCCAAAUGCGCACAGACCAAAUGCGCACAGACCAAAUGCGCACGGACCA